UAAACAUCAGUUAUCAACAGUAACAAUGUUUGCUGAACACAAAAACUCAUACUUACAGUCCUACUAUUUAGUAGAUCCAAAAUUAAUUAACAGGCUCGUUCAAAAAGCCAGACCUGAGCCCUGCAUUGAUGAACAUGACUUGACACCUGCAUUUAACAGAUUGGUAUCCGAACAGCCUCCAUGUCCGUCAAAGAAUGUGGAUAGUAGCAGGACACCACUAGGUUUCGGCAGAAGGGGUGUGCAAAAUUUACUUGAAAGUUUACGAUCUAACGAAAAAGAUGAAGUGAUUGCCAGUUUAAACACUGCAUGUGAUUUAGCACACGAUUCCAUUUAUACACCUAUGAUGGUAAAACAAAGGGUGUUGUGUUACCUAGGAUUGCUUAUAGCUUCUUUCCAUGAAAACAUAUCAGCGAGAACUUUGGAUUUAUUGAAAAUUUUGUCGAUACAGGAUCAAGCCAAGUAUAAGAUAAUUAAUUGCGCUCUUAUCUUAAAAUCAUUGGAAUCCUCUUUGAGUACGCAUAACUUGAGUAUAAAAUACAAAGCAGCUGAAUUACUGUACGAAUUAAGCAACAGUUGUCAAACGGCACCUCUUUUAAUAGACGCUAAUUAUAUCCCCAUAAUUAUGGAAAAAAUUAAAGACGAAUCUUGUUCAGAAUUCGUAGCCCUUCUGUUAAAAACUUUGGAGCGCAUCAUAAGAUGGCAAGGUAAAUGUUUAGCAAUGUACGACAAUGGAUUUCUAAAUCUGACCAACUUACUUCAACACUCAAGUAAAAGCAUCAUAGUCGCCGUUCUAAAUUGUCUGAAAGUGUUGACUGAAACAAGAGCCGGUAAAAAUACGGCGUUCAAAAUGAAUUUUUUGGACAAAUUACAAAAGUUCAUGAUGCAUGAAGAUCCUGAUAUACACACGACUGCCGUGAGUGUUUUGAUGAAUAUGGUUAACAAAAUGAAAAUUAAUUUUCACGUUGGCACUAUGCCGAAUAUAUGGGCACGUUUAUUGGAAUUGGUCAAAUGUAAAGAAAAUCCGGUAGUCCAGAUGUACGCGAUGCAAACUUUAACAACUAUUUCUGAUGUCCCUACUACAAGAAAAUUUUUAAAACUGAAUGUCGAAUAUUUGCGCGACAUUCCUGUAGGGAAAGAUGAAAAUCUUAUAAGAUGGAAGACAAAUUUGAUCGAUUAUGUAAAUGCAAUUGACUUUGUUGUUUAAAAGCUUGGGAUAAUAAAAGUAAUUUUAUCUGUA
Messenger RNA from Aethina tumida (small hive beetle), 1237 nucleotides. RefSeq lists its product as uncharacterized. Lineage: Eukaryota; Metazoa; Arthropoda; Insecta; Coleoptera; Nitidulidae. The transcript has a single exon. Bases 26 to 1204 code for a protein of 392 amino acids. The record is from RefSeq and is a predicted model, not a curated record.